AUGGAGGGGCGUAACCCCGUGCGCCAAUUUGUUGAUGGCCCGAAGCCUUAUGACAGAAUGUCAUUGACUUUUGGUGUUUUCAUUUACAUCAAAUGUUCCGGAGCUCAUAGAAGUCUUGAAGUACACAUAUCCAAGAUUGCUGAGAAGCACAACUUUUUGAUCUUCGAAGAUCGUAAGUUUGCUGACAUCGGAAAUACAGUAACUAUGCAAUAUGAAGGAGGAAUAUUCCGCAAAUUGGACUGGGCUGAUAUUGUUAAUGCGCAUAUAGUACCUGGACUUGGACUCGUAGAUGGCUUGAAGCUGAAGGGUUUGCCUAAAGGAAGAGGGCUACUUUUGCUUGCUGAAAUGAGUUCUGCUGGCAACCUUGCUAAUGGAGAUUACACUGCUGCAGCUGUAAAGAUUGUUGAGCAACAUUCUGACUUUGUGAUCGGAUUUAUAUCAGUAAAUCCUGCAUCUUGGUCAACAGCACCAUCAAGUCCAACGUUUAUCCAUGCCACUCUUGGAGUUCAGAUGGUCGCUGGAGGAGACGCUCUUGGGCAACAAUGCAACAUUCCUUAUUCUGUCAUAAACGACAGAGGCAGUGACAUAAUUAUAGUUGGACGUGGGAUUAUAAAGGCGAGUGAUCCUGCUCAGGCCGCAAGGGAGUACCGCAUCCAAGGGUGGCAAGCCUUGUCAUGAGAUGUUUAAACUCAAGGGCAUACAUGCGACUGAUAUAAUAAGAGCAUGUCCCAUCAUCGUUGCACUCCAUAUGCCCAAUAAUUUUUGCUACAACAAUUUUCGUUCUGUUCAUUCCGUUCUUGUUGAUUGGGUGUUGUGAUGCUUGAGCUGGAUCAGCUAACCUGAAUGUCCGCUCCAUCUCCCACUCUAGAGCA
Molecule: messenger RNA, 872 nt
Organism: Phragmites australis (common reed)
Lineage: Eukaryota; Viridiplantae; Streptophyta; Magnoliopsida; Poales; Poaceae
Product: uridine 5'-monophosphate synthase-like
Exons: 6
Coding region: 1-678 (225 amino acids)
Biological process (GO): 'de novo' pyrimidine nucleobase biosynthetic process; 'de novo' UMP biosynthetic process
Cellular component (GO): cytosol
Molecular function (GO): orotidine-5'-phosphate decarboxylase activity
Source: RefSeq, a predicted model, not a curated record